AUGAAUGUUCAGGCUCACAUGUCGGGACAACAACGGUCUGGGCAGUCUCCAAACCAAGGGACAGUGCCGCAGAAUAACGGGAACUCUCAAAUGCAGAACUUAGUUGCUGGUUCAGGGGCUGGUGCUGGUGCUAGCGUAGGGACUUCACGUAGCACCGUUGGUCCAAUGGACCAUGAUAUUUUAAAACUAAGGCAGUACAUGCAAAUCCUUGUAUUUAACGUUUUGCAGCAACGGCAACCAUCUCCGGCUGAUGCUGCAUCAAAGGCAAAGUAUAUGGAUGUUGCUAGACGCUUAGAGGAGGGGCUAUAUAAGAUAGCUAUGUCAAAGGAGGAUUACUUGAACCGGUCAACCCUUGAGUCUCGGAUUGCAAGCCUAAUAAAAAACAGACACUUGAAUAGCUACAAUCAGCGACAUGCUAAUUCUUCUUCCGUAGGAACUCCAACGAUGAUACCUACUCCAGGAUUAUCACACGCUGGGGGUAGUCCUAGUUCGAUGGUUAGACCCUCUGCUAAUGCUACAAUACCUGGAAAUAACAACAGCACAAGUACAGCUGUGAAUACUGGAAACCUUGUAGCUUCUGCUGGCAUGCAUGGAGGUAAUAUGUCCAAUGGAUACCAACAUUCAUCGAGAAACUUUUCUCUUGGUUCUCGAGGGAACAUGACAUCCAUGGGUUCUCAAAGAAGUACUCCUCAGAUGAUUCCUACACCUGGGUUCGUUAACAAUGGUACUAAUAACAGUGGUGCAUUUUCUGCUGAGCCCACGAUGGUACCUAAGUCUCAGCAGCAGAAAAAGGAGGAUGCUGGUGGUCAGAAUAGUCACAUCAUGUCCAACAAAAUAACUGCUGGCCGUAGACCCGGGAUGCAACCAAAUGCAGCUAGUGUUGCCAUUAACUCUGUAAAAGGUGGUGUUGGAGUGAACGAAAAAAGUGUAGACAAAGGGGAAGUUUAUAGGACAACAAAUCCUGACACCCUUGGAUCUGGAAAUGCAGCAAGUUUCCAGUCUGUGUCCAGAGCUAACUCUUCUCGGUCACAUCCACAACAACAAUUUCCGCAACAACCUAAUCAGAUUCAUCUGCAGCAGCAGAAGUUUCUCCAGCAGACCGUGCAGCAACAUAAACUAAUAAGCAAUGAUGGUUCAGAGCAACCUCAGGUGGCUUCUGAAAUGGAUACGGAUGUUAAGCAUGAACCUAGAAUGGAGAACAAUAGUGAAGUUAUGCACUCCCAAGCAUCUGAACGGCUCCAGCUUUCUCAGUUCCAGAAUCAAUAUCAGAACUCUGGAGAAGACUGCUAUGCAGACGCUCAGCAACAUUCAGUUACAAGUCAGAGUGAUAUAUGCAUGUCACUUCCUCAGAAUAGCCGACAGAUUCAGCAAAAUACUCAAAUGUCUAAUGGUAUGUCAAGUCAACAGAACGUUCAGGAGGAUUUUCGUCAAAGAAUUACCGGGAUGAAUGAAGCUCAACCUAAUACCUUGACCGAAGGGUCUGUUGUUGGUCAGAAUCAUACUUCUACCGUAUCCAGUUCCCAUAGUCUGCAGAAUCCUAUUGGAACAAUGCGUAGAUUUGGGAAUCCCGAUCCCAAGUACCGAAACCAACAGAGAUGGCUCUUGUUUUUACUUCAUGCACGGACCUGUAACCCGCCAGGGGGGAAAUGCAAAGACCGAAAUUGUGUUACUGUUCGGAAACUAUGGAGUCACAUGAACACUUGUGUUGAACCUCAGUGCUUAUAUCCUCGGUGUCCUCACACAAAGGUGCUGAUUAGCCACUAUAAAAACUGUAAGGAUCUUCGGUGCCCUGUCUGUACGGCAGUGAAAACCUACCGUCAGCGACAAGCUAAUGCGUGUUCCCAGACCCCUUUCCAAAACGAAAGCAGCGCAGUGAACGGAGCUGUAGUAGCAAAUGAUUCAUUAUGCGCUACUUCUGGAGCGGUUUCUGGUUCCCUUGGGGAUGAUGAUACUUUAGAUAAUUUGCAAUCUUCAUCAAAACGGUUGAAGGUGGAGUCUUCUUUUCAACCAGUGGUUCCUGAGACGGAGAGUUGUAAAAGCUCCGCUGUUUCCAAUACAGAGACAGAAUUAUCUCAGGAUCAUAGGAACUGUGAUGCACAUGUGGCAGUGAAGUCAGGGAAGUUGGAAGGGAAAGAAGAAGUUUGUGAUAUUUCUGUUCAAGCAGGAUUGGGCACCAAAGAGAUAAAAGAUGAAGCUUUUGAAAAUGUUCACAAGCCUAGUCCUGCUAGUGAACCAGGUCAACAUGAUUUAUCUGGUGUCUUGCCAAUGCAAGAAAACAUAAAAAUGAAGCAAGAGCCAAAUAAAGAAGAUUUGGUGAAGUCUCCUGAGGAGGCACCAAAAUCUGGAAAACCAAAGAUAACGGGUGUUGCUUUAACUGAAUUGUUCACUCCUGAACAAGUGAGAGAACAUAUUCGUGGUCUUCGUCAGUGGGUUGGCCAGAGUAAAGCUAAAGCAGAAAAGAAUCAGGCCAUGGAGAAUUCGAUGAGUGCUAAUUCCUGCCAGUUAUGUGCGGUGGAGAAGCUUGCAUUCGAGCCAGCACCUAUAUAUUGUACUCCGUGUGGUGCUCGUAUCAAAAGGAACGCAAUGUACUAUACUGUUGGAGGUGGUGAAACUCGUCACUACUUUUGUAUUCCCUGUUAUAAUGAAUCCCGAGGAGACACUAUACUCGCCGAAGGGACUUCAGUACCAAAGGCAAAACUCGAAAAAAAGAAAAACGAUGAAGAGACUGAAGAAGCGUGGGUCCAGUGUGAUAAAUGUGAGGCUUGGCAACAUCAAAUAUGUGCUCUAUUUAAUGGGCGGAGGGAUGAUGGGGGACAAGCUGAGUACACCUGCCCAAACUGCUAUAUAACUGAGGUGGAGCAAAAUGAGAGGAAGCCUUUACCUCAAAAUGCUGUUCUUGGAGCGAAAGACCUGCCAAAAACGAUUCUCAGUGACCACAUAGAGCAACGUUUGUUUAAGAGACUGGAGCAGGAAAGGGCUGAGAGAGCCAGGGCUCAAGGAAAAAAUUAUGAUGAGGUUCCAACUGCUGAAUCCCUUGUGGUUAGAGUUGUUUUAUCUGUUGACAAGACGCUGGAAGUCAAAUCUCGAUUUCUUGAAAUUUUUAGGAAGGAUAAUUUCCCCACAGAAUUUCCAUACAAGUCUAAGGUGGUUCUAUUGUUCCAGAAGAUUGAAGGUGUAGAAGUCUGCUUGUUUGGGAUGUAUGUCCAAGAAUUUGGAUCUGAAUGUUCAUCUCCUAAUGAGCGCCGUGUUUAUCUCUCGUAUCUGGAUUCUGUAAAGUAUUUUAGACCUGAUAUUAAAUCUGCUUAUGGAGAGGCUCUGCGGACUUUUGUAUACCAAGAAAUUCUUAUUGGUUACCUGGAAUACUGCAAAUUGCGUGGUUUCACGAGCUGUUAUAUAUGGGCGUGUCCACCACUGAAGGGUGAGGACUACAUCCUAUAUUGCCAUCCAGAAAUUCAGAAAACGCCAAAAUCUGAUAAACUACGGGAGUGGUACUUGGCAAUGUUGAGAAAAGCUGCAAAGGAAGGGAUUGUAGCGGAAACUACAAAUCUAUAUAACCAUUUUUUCUUGCAAAGUGGUGAAUGUAGAGCUAAGGUUACGGCAGCUAGGCUUCCGUAUUUCGAUGGUGACUAUUGGCCAGGUGCAGCAGAGGAUAUCAUACACCAAAUGGGUCAAGAAGAUGAUGGUAGAAAGGGUAAUAAGAAGGGAAUACUCAAGAAACCCAUUACAAAAAGGGCUCUAAAAGCAUGUGGCCAGUCUGAUCUGUCUGGGAAUAUGUCCAAAGAUCUGCUGCUAAUGCAAAAACUUGGUGAGACCAUUCACCCCAUGAAGGAGGACUUUAUCAUGGUUCACUUGCAGCAUUGUUGCACGCAUUGCUGUGCACUAAUGGUAACUGGAAAUCGUUGGGUCUGUAGCCAAUGCAACGAUUUCCAGUUAUGUGAUGGGUGCUAUGAUACUGAACAGAAAAGAGAGGAUAGAGAAAGGCAUCCUGUAAAUCAGAAGGAUAAACAUACACUGUAUCCUGUUGAGAUCACAGGUAUUCCUGAAGACACCAAGGACAAAGAUGAGAUACUAGAAAGUGAAUUUUUCGAUACGAGGCAAGCAUUCCUGAGUCUUUGUCAAGGGAACCAUUAUCAGUAUGAUACAUUGAGGCGGGCAAAACAUUCUUCCAUGAUGGUGCUUUAUCAUCUUCACAAUCCAACUGCUCCUGCCUUUGUCUCAACGUGUAACGCAUGUCACCUCGAUAUUGAGACUGGUCAAGGCUGGCGCUGUGAAGUUUGCCCUGACUACGAUGUAUGCAAUGCUUGUUACCGUAAAGAGGGAUGUGUUAAUCAUCCUCACAAGCUGACAAAUCAUCCAUCACUAGCUGACCAAAAUGCUCAGAAUAAAGAAGCUAGGCAAUUGCGAGUUUUGCAGCUCAGGAAAAUGUUGGAUCUUCUGGUGCAUGCGACGCUAUGCCGUCGUGCGGCAAAUUGUCAAUAUCCUAAUUGCCGCAAAGUGAAGGGGCUAUUCCGACAUGGUCUAGGUUGCCGGAUACGUGCUUCAGGGGGUUGUGGUCUAUGCAAGAAAAUGUGGUAUCUCUUACAAAUUCAUGCCCGGGCCUGCAAGGAAUCAAACUGUGCUGUACCACGAUGCGGAGACCUAAAGGAACAUUUGAGAAGGUUACAACAGCAAGCAGAUUCACGGCGCAGAGCAGCCGUCAUGGAGAUGAUGAGGCAGAGAACUGCUGAAGUCGCUGGGACCUCGGCUGAUUAAUUUUGUAUAUACUUUUUUCAUUUAGGAACAGAAGUGGAAAUAGAUAGAAGAAGCUGUGGCGUCUCUGAAGAGGUGAAACACACCAGCUAGUGAAGACACAGUUUCUCAGCUCAAGUGCCUCC
This is a messenger RNA of Eruca vesicaria subsp. sativa (arugula), 4874 nucleotides long. NCBI's taxonomy places the organism in Eukaryota, Viridiplantae, Streptophyta, Magnoliopsida, Brassicales, Brassicaceae. The record is from the annotation of a GenBank genome assembly.